Diachasma alloeum is the source of this 1282-nucleotide messenger RNA. RefSeq names its product intraflagellar transport protein 46 homolog (gene IFT46). The coding region runs from base 142 to 1128 and encodes 328 amino acids. The record is from RefSeq and is a predicted model, not a curated record. The transcript is spliced from 3 exons. Lineage: Eukaryota; Metazoa; Arthropoda; Insecta; Hymenoptera; Braconidae. Gene Ontology annotation, biological process: cilium assembly; intraciliary transport. Gene Ontology annotation, cellular component: motile cilium; intraciliary transport particle B; centrosome.
UCUCGCGAUUAGCAGUCACUCAAUACGAUACCGACUCCAUCGAGUUCAUUACCCAAAAAUCAAGUAAUCAAUUAGUAACAGAUUCCCCCGGAUCGCGGGAAAUGCCGCGAGUUAUAUUUUAAUCUAGAACCGUCAGAAAUUAUGGACAUUGACGAGAGAAGCAGCGGAGAAGAGGAUACACCACCGCCGAUAAGUGCAUUCUCUAAAUUCGACGAGAGCAUUAUUGUUAGAAACGCCGAAGAGAUUAAGAGCCCAGUGAGCCGCCGAGGGUCUGCAAUGAAGACUUCAAAAAAUGCGGCGAGUGAUAUCAGUGACGAUCUGGAAAUGAAUUCGCCGGAAAGACCGGCUUUUCGAAUGAUUUCGCCACCUGGAAAUUCAUUUCAACAGGCGGUCGGCGUCGGUAGUGACCCAUCGGACAGUGAGGAGAGCGAUGAUGACGAUAUACAAGGGACGAAUGUCAAGAAACCUAUUGAAUUAUACAAUGCUAAGGAAUUCGAGGACCUCGAUGUAUCCGCAGAAGUCAGAGAAUUGUUUCAGAAUAUUACGAGAUACACCCCCCAGAAGAUAGAGCUCAGUUACAAACUCGCGCCAUACAUAUCAGAUUUCAUACCAGCAGUCGGGGAUAUCGACGCCUUCAUAAAGGUCUCCCGCCCCGAUGGAGUUGAUAACAAAGUCGGAUUGAUCGUACUGGACGAGCCGUGCGCAAACCAGUCAGAGCCCGCGGUUUUGCACUUGCAACUGCGGAGUCAGAGUAAAAGUGCAGAUCCCCGCCAACAGGUGGUAAUAAAGCGAAUAGAGGAGGCAGAGAAGAACCCGAAAUCCAUCGAGAAGUGGAUCGACGAUUUGAGUAUGCUGCACCGAAGCAAGCACCCUCCGGCCGUGAGGCUGAGCGAUCCCAUGCCCGACAUUGACAGUCUCAUGCAGCAGUGGCCGCCUGAAGUCGAGAAUAAACUCAACGACGCUCAGUUGGACUUGACGAAAUUUGAUUGCGAUCUUCCACAUCUUGUUGAUAUUGUUUGUAGUCUCAUGGACAUUCCUGUCAAGCCGGAAACUCGUCUCGAGUCGCUCUACACACUUUUCAGUUUGUUUCUGGAAGUUCGGGAUAUCAAGGAUUCGUCGAGCUUUUGAGAACAAUUAGAGAUGCAAAUGCGCCACUUGACAUGUCGUAUGACGAGUUGUUUAUAACGUCACUAUUCCCCUUUCCCCCCUCUAUGAUUGCCACGAUUUUCUGAGAAAAAAUGACAGUUAUUUGUCAUCUCUUAUAGCCCAGGGAACAAUUCAG